AUGACACUCCGAAAAGGAGAGAAAAUGACCAUAAGUAUCCAGGAGCACAUGGCCAUUGACGUCUGCCCCGGCCCCAUCAAACCCAUCAAGCAGAUCUCCGACUAUUUCCCCCGCUUCCCCCGCGGGCUCCCCGCCGCCGUCGGCCGCAGCAGCAGCGCCCUGCGCCCCGCGGUCAGCCAGCCCUCGGUCAGCCCUGCCGAGGCACCCCGAGAGGAUGAGGAGGAUGUGGACCAGCUCUUCGGAGCCCACGGAACGACGCCCGCAGAGCAACCGGCCAAGAGCCAAGCGCCCGAGGAGGCGGUGGACCCCGAGGGCUACGAGUCCGACGAUUGCACCACGCUGGGGACGCUGGAUUUCAGUUUGCUCUACGAUCAGGAGAACAACGCUCUCCACUGCACCAUCAACAAAGCCAAGGGCCUGAAGCCAAUGGAUCACAAUGGUUUGGCCGAUCCUUACGUCAAGUUGCAUUUGCUCCCUGGAGCCAGUAAGGCAAACAAGCUGAGAACCAAAACUCUGCGGAACACCCUGAACCCCACCUGGAACGAGACCCUCACCUACUACGGCAUCACCGACGAGGACAUGAUCCGCAAGACUCUGCGGAUCUCGGUGUGUGACGAGGACAAGUUCCGCCACAACGAGUUCAUCGGGGAGACGCGCAUCCCGCUCAAGAAACUGAAACCCAACCAGACCAAAAACUUCAACAUCUGCCUGGAGAAGCAGCUGCCGAUAGAUAAAACAGAGGACAAGUCGCUGGAGGAGCGUGGCAGGAUCCUCAUCUCCCUCAAGUACAGCUCGCAGAAGCAGGGGCUGCAGGUGGGCAUCCUGCGCUGCGCCCACCUGGCUGCCAUGGAUGCCAACGGCUACUCCGACCCCUACGUCAAAAUAUAUUUGAAACCAGAUGAGGACAAGAAAUCCAAGCACAAGACAGCAGUGAAGAAGAAAACGCUGAACCCCGAGUUCAAUGAGGAGUUUUUCUAUGAGAUAAAGCACGGUGACCUGGCAAAGAAGACCUUAGAAGUCACGGUGUGGGACUAUGAUAUCGGGAAAUCCAACGACUUCAUAGGUGGAGUCGUGUUAGGAAUUAAUGCCAAAGGGGAGCGGCUCAAGCACUGGUUCGACUGCCUGAAAAACAAGGACAAGAAAAUCGAGCGCUGGCACACUCUGACCAACGAGCUGCCGGGCGCCGUCCUCAGCGACUGA
Messenger RNA from Cinclus cinclus, 1200 nucleotides. RefSeq names its product double C2 domain beta (gene DOC2B). Bases 1 to 1200 code for a protein of 399 amino acids. The record is from RefSeq and is a predicted model, not a curated record. The transcript is spliced from 9 exons. NCBI's taxonomy places the organism in Eukaryota, Metazoa, Chordata, Aves, Passeriformes, Cinclidae. Gene Ontology annotation, cellular component: membrane.